CAUUCUCUUCACCAAACUGCAGAUAUUGAUAAAUCAUCAAUCCAUCUCUGUAUCUGAAUUUCUAAUUUUUUUCUUAGGAGGAAGCAGCAGGUAGUAAUGGCUCAAAUUCAUAAGGUUGAAGCUCAAUUUGUAGCGAAGUCUCAUGCUGAUAAGUUAUACAAUAUGGUCACUCGUGGUGCACCUACUCUUCCAAAAUAUAUUCCUCAAUUAAUUCACAAGUGUCAAGUUCUCCCCGAAGAAGGGGAAAUUCGUCUGGGUAGUAUUUAUGUUUGGGACUACGCAGUAGGCGCCACAGAGGGCAUAUUAUCUACCGUCAAGACGAAAAACAAGAUAACAGCGGUGGAUCACAAAAAUAUGUCAAUAACUCAAACAAUGUUUGAAGGAUACCAUACAGUUGAUUACCCAAGUUUUGAUAUCAUUAUUGAUGUUACUCCAAUCCACGGAGGAGGGACUAAUAAAAGCAUGGUGAAAUGGUCAUUCAAAUAUGAGAAAGAAAAUGAACAUGUUCCUGCGCCAACUUCCUUCAUCAAGUUUUUUGAAGCAUUUUUCAAAGAGUUGGAUGCUAAGUUGCUGGAGGAGGAAUCUCAGAAAGAAAUUGAUCGAGAUCAGGACUAGCUUUACAAAAUAUUGAAUCAUAUAUGUAUGUCCCCAUGAUCAAGCAAUAACGCAAUGCUAUAUAUUUGUAGAAUGUAACCGUAUGUACGUGUUUGUAUUUGUAUUUGAUGUCCAAAUAUAUAAGACAUUUAAAUAAAGUUGUAACAAUAUAGUUAAGUAAAUUUUAUUCUCAAGUAGUUUGUUUGGUGACCAGAAGCCAAAGCACAA
Papaver somniferum (opium poppy) is the source of this 822-nucleotide messenger RNA. RefSeq names its product MLP-like protein 423. The record is from RefSeq and is a predicted model, not a curated record. Lineage: Eukaryota; Viridiplantae; Streptophyta; Magnoliopsida; Ranunculales; Papaveraceae. The transcript is spliced from 2 exons. Bases 97 to 615 code for a protein of 172 amino acids. Gene Ontology annotation, biological process: defense response.